GACUUCCAUUGGCUUAUAUAUAACGUCUUGCGCUGUAUGUGAGUGUCAAAAGCUUCACCUUUGACAAUAUGUCAUGUUGCGCCGACAUGUCUAUCUCUUUCCCCUACACACGUUAGAUACGAUAUACACGCUAUAUUCACACAUUGUCCACACACAUGUUGUUUAGCUCUGACUAGAGUGAUACUCCUAAUUACUGCUCACACAGCCUCACGUUAUAAAGGCAUUGGACACGCUUUGAUGUAAUAGACCAACCUCAGUUCACUCAACACCACUAUCACCAUCACGACCACCACCAUGGGCCACCUCACCCCUACCACCCUCCGAACCAUCGAUAUCUCCCUUUCGGGUGACAACCACAGCGCUAAAACUCCCCGCCCCGUGCAUACCUACACUACCUACGACGACAUCCGCGGCCAUGUCGCCAUCUCCGCCCUCACACCAACCCCCUUCUCACGCGUUGAAAUCUUCCUCCUCGGCACCACCCGCACCGCACACACGGAUCACACCGUCCCCGUCAUCGCCGAGCCACAGGUAACCCACAUCUUCUUACGCAUGGCCAUGCCUAUCCCCCCCUCUGCAUACCCUCCCCCUUCCGGCAGCAGCAACACCUACCUUCUCAACCCCGGCUGCCCCCUACACAUCCCCUUCCAUUUUGUCGUCCCCGCGCGCCUCCUCCCCCACGCCUGCCGCCACGAGCACUCCUCAGCCUCCGUUCCAGAAGCACACACCCAACUCCCCCCCUCCCUCGGUUCCUUCUUGCUGCCCCGCGACGACCUCACCUUUGAAGUAGCAAACAUCUCCUAUUCUAUCUACGCUAAACUCCUCGCGCCCUCUCCUACCAGCAAACCCUCGAAAAUCCUCUCCUCCGCGAUAAGGAAAUUCCACGUUGUCCCCGCUAGCGAGGAGGCGCCCCCACUACUCGUGCUGAAAGAGAGUCAGUAUGUGCUCUCUAAGAGCAAAACCAUGCGGAAAGGCAUGUUUAGAGGGAAACUAGGCACGCUCACGCUAACGACUACGCAACCACGCGCCUUCUCCCUGCCUCCCCCGCGCACAUGCGGCCCUCUCGUGCCUUUCGCCCUCACAGACCUAACCUUAACCCUACGCUUCGAUCCCACGGACCCCUCCUGCGCGCCGCCCCGACUAGGUGCGCUCUCGGCUUGGAUCCGUGCGACAACGGUGCACUCAAUUAACCCCGCGAGCAGAAUCCCUGAUCAGGAGCUACAGGGCAGUCCGUACGAUAGCCACAGCAGGGCGUUUAAGACGUACGUCGCGCUCGCGGCCCAGGAUGUGCCCGCGGCAGCGGCGCCGUUGUGGCGGGUUGUUCCCGCGCCGAAGUAUGCGAGGACGGACUCGGGGUAUUCGACUGCGUGGUCGCUUUCCCCCACUCCUUCACCUAAUUCUUCGCCGACUCCGUUAGCUGCGUCCACGGGUCCUCUUGUCUCGGUAUCCGCCGCUUCCGCUAGCGGAGACGUGGAUGAAGUAGACGAGAAGAAACCCUACUACACGACAAUCGCUCUCCGCCUUGUCCUCGCGCCGUCAAGAACGUGGAUCCCGACAUUCCACUCCUGCUUCGUCUCGCGCUUUUAUACGCUCGUCCUUGAGCUCGUGGUGCACCCUCCUGGAGCAACGAUGCCGUUUAUGCUUUCCCUCGAAGUCCCCGUGCAAGUGAUUGGGCAGGGGAGAGAGGGGAUGAAGGAGGCUUUCGUUGCGGGUGGACGGGCGGGGAGUGUGGGGAUGGGGGAAGGAGGGGACAUGAGGGGGUUAGGAGGGGUUUGGGACAGGUAUGUGGCAGGGGGUGGGGAGAGCGUGGAUGCGUAUGGGGGUUGCGGAGGGGAGGAGAUGGGGCAGGGAGAUGAGUUGUUGCCGGCGUAUGUGGCGCCAGACUUUACGCGGCGGAGAAGGCGAGGGAGGUGAAGGAGGAGAGAGAUGAUACUACAAACCUCACAGGGCGAGAAUACUCUAUACCACAGCCUUGCUGGCGAUCUGCAAACCCCCGAGAUCGGAAUAAUGGCGGCCUUGGGAAGGCCGCUGUCGAUGGAGGGCUCGCGAGAACAUUAAGUCAGAGACUUGCAACGACAGUAGGGGAUGAUGGCAGCUAGAUCUUUAACAAAAGUCUCAAAUUACUCACCGUUGAAGCAGCUCCUUAAGAGCAAAUCCUUCAAGUCAAAAUUCUCUUUUCUUUCUAUGCUUGCGCAGCCUAUUAAAGGGCUCGACGCAGAAUGAUGAGGUAGUCAGUUGCAGCGUUGCAAGGACAAUGCUGUGGUGGCCUGUGCUUUGGCGUAUCUGGCGAAGAUGAGUGAUCGAUCGAUCUUUCUAGAUGCACAUCUCCGUUCCCAUGCUGUCGACUGUAGGCCCAUAGGCCCAGUAUCAGGCCAGUUUCCGCGGAUUCGGCGGCUCCAGCUGAGGAUUUUCCCAGGUAUACAUACUAUAUGUAUGUCCCGUCAAAUAGUUUAGUUAGUUAGUUGGCUCUAUAUUGUGUUCCUGUGAUUCCCAUUCUGACUAAGUGGGAAUUCCAUGUGCGACAAGGAAUG
Messenger RNA from Pseudogymnoascus verrucosus, 2531 nucleotides. RefSeq lists its product as uncharacterized. The coding region runs from base 295 to 1914 and encodes 539 amino acids. The record is from RefSeq and is a predicted model, not a curated record. The transcript has a single exon. NCBI's taxonomy places the organism in Eukaryota, Fungi, Ascomycota, Leotiomycetes, Thelebolales, Thelebolaceae.